Pteronotus mesoamericanus is the source of this 4181-nucleotide messenger RNA. It is a transcript of the gene STEAP4, whose product is annotated as STEAP4 metalloreductase. The transcript has 5 exons. Gene Ontology annotation, cellular component: endosome; plasma membrane. Bases 121 to 1530 code for a protein of 469 amino acids. The record is from RefSeq and is a predicted model, not a curated record. Gene Ontology annotation, molecular function: ferric-chelate reductase (NADPH) activity; cupric reductase (NADH) activity. Gene Ontology annotation, biological process: copper ion import. NCBI's taxonomy places the organism in Eukaryota, Metazoa, Chordata, Mammalia, Chiroptera, Mormoopidae.
AGCGCGAGCCUCAGCCCUGGGCUGCAGCGCUGAGAAGCGUCGUCCUCCCAGCCGGGCCAGCUGCGCGCCAGGCUGCAGCUGUCUUAGCCGUAGCAGUUUGGAAGCUCCCCUACCGCAGUCAUGGAAAAAACUACGGAUACACUUCCUCUUACUAUGAUUUCUUCAGAAGAGCGAGAGACUGUAUGUAUUUUUGGAACUGGAGAUUUUGGAAGAUCGCUAGGACUUAAAAUGAUCCAGUGUGGUUACUCUAUUGUUUUUGGAAGUCGAACCCCUCAGAUGUCUAGUCUGCUGCCCAAUGGUGCAGAGGUCUUGAGCUAUUCCGAAGCGGCUCAGAAAUCUGACACCAUAAUCAUAGCCAUCCACAGGGAACAUUAUGAUUUUCUCACAGCACUGACUGAGGUUCUCCGCGGGAAAAUAUUGGUCGAUGUCAGCAACAACCUCAAAGUUAAUCAAUACCCAGAAUCCAACGCAGAGUACCUUGCUCAGCUGGUACCGGGAGCGCAUGUAGUGAAAGCAUUUAACACCCUCUCUGCCUGGGCUCUCCAGUCAGGGGCACUGGAUGCAAGUAGGCAGGUAUUUAUCUGCGGAAAUAGUAGCAAAGCCAAGCAGAAAGUGAUGGACAUAGUUAACACUCUCGGACUGACUCCGUUGGAUCAAGGAACUCUCAGGGCAGCCAAGGAAAUUGAAAACUACCCCCUGCAACUGUUUCCAAUGUGGAAGAUGCCCUUCUACUUGUCUGCCUGUCUGUGUGUCUUCUUUUUUGUCUACUGUGUUAUCAGAGAAGUAAUCUACCCUUAUGUUUAUGAAAAGAAAGACAUCACAUUUCGCAUGGCUAUUUCCAUUCCAAAUCGUGUCUUUCCAGUAACGGCGCUGAUACUACUCGCAGUGGUCUACCUCCCUGGUGUGAUCGCUGCCAUUCUGCAGCUGUACCGAGGUACCAAAUACAGCCGAUUCCCAGACUGGCUGGACCACUGGAUGCUCUGCAGAAAGCAGCUUGGUUUGCUAGGACUGGGGUUUGCUUUCCUUCAUGUCCUCUACACACUUGUGAUUCCUAUUCGUUAUUACGUGCGAUGGAGGUUGGGAAAUCAAACCGCUACCCAGGCAAUAACCAAGAAAGAAAAUCCAUUUAACACCUCGUAUGCCUGGCUUAAUGAUUCAUAUUUGUCUCUGGGAAUCCUUGGAUUUUUCUUUUUUGUCCUCUUGGGAAUUACUUCCUUGCCAUCAGUUAGCAACACAGUCAACUGGAGAGAGUUCCGAUUUGUCCAGUCCAAACUGGGUUAUUUGACGCUUAUCUUGUGCACCGCUCAUACCCUGAUAUAUGGCGGAAAGAAAUUCCUCAAUCUUGGGAAUCUCAGAUGGUAUCUUCCUUCAGCUCACAUAAUAGCACUCAUUAUUCCUUGCUCUGUGCUGGUGAUCAAGUUCAUCCUUAUCCUACCCUGUAUAGACAAGACCCUCACACGGAUCCGACAGGGAUGGGAAAGGAACUCGAAAAUCUCAGAAUCGGCAAUGAAUGGAAAAACAGACAUUUAAAGCAAUGUUCAAUUCACCCAGAGUCUUAAGAGAUGAACAAGGAGCUCAGUCAAGUAAGCAUUUUCUCCCACCAUGGCCUGAAGUUUGUGGACAGCGAAGAAAAUGCUGCCUGACUUUUAGACCUUGAGAGAUUGGAAGAGAAGAGCACUUUACCUUGCUUUAGUGAUGGAUGAGUGCAGGCCUCACCUGAAGAUCCAGAUUAGCCCGUGGCUUCGUACUCAGAAGCUUCUUGUCUUCGGCAACAUGCAUAACCUAAUGUCUUGCAAAUUCCAGGGGAAGUACGUGCAACUUCCCUCUCUGGUUCAAAGGCUGAGUGGAGUGAAAGAGAAAACAGUAAAAUGUGGCCACUGAUAAAGGCUUUAGUAGGUAGGUCUGAAGAGGAGAGCCAAAGGAAGUAAAAGGAAUGAGUUUUGUUUUGUUUUUCUGGGACAUGAAAGUGAUCAUAGAUAUUGUCAUAACAACUUCUAUAGUUAAAUGUGCUCUUUGAUUUUGCUUUUACUAAUAUCAGUGUGUAUAGUGGGGAACAUUUUAUAACACAACAAAAAUACUAUGGUUGAUUGGAAGUAUGGGUCAGAUACAUGCAAAUCUAUACAGUGGUCCAACGGUCACUUCUCUACAAGAAAGGUUGAGUUAAAAUCGAAGGAUAUGCACUUGGGUUUUCUCAAUGUACAAUGAGCAAGGAAAGCUUCAUAAAAGCCCGUGCACAGAAAUUCAAAUAAACCAGAAUUCUGUUCUAAAUAUGUUCAUAAUUUUAGACAAUGAGCUAAAUAAAUGUUGUAAAGUUACACUAGAUUAGGUUUGGUUUUAUUUAGGUAUUGUGGUACGCUUUGUAAAUAAUGUAUUCCAAAUAUUAUUCACUAUUAAUCAUCUAUGAAAUGAAUUUCUAGCAUAAAAAAGUAGGUCCUAUAAUUUGUCUUAGCUCAUUAUAAUUUUAAGCAGUGAAAUUAAAUGAAUAAUGAAUGUGUAAGUGUGACAGAUACGCAGAUUAGAGAGAAUUAUGGAAAGUCUUAGGGCAGAGAGCGGUGUGAGCAGUUAUUCCAUGAGACUAGGUUCUUUCUCACGUCCUCACUGGAAUGCAGGAUGAUUCUCCUGUUUUUCUGUGCUGGUAGAUCCAUUUCCAAGAUGACCUUCACCAGGACUAGCCUUCCUGGCUCAUACAUGGAGCUAAAAGGAGUCUUAUGCACAAUCUUCUCACAUCCUGAAAGAACAAAAAGACUUUGGGUUUGACAUUUCUCACGUGCUCUUUCAAGACCAGUUAUUUCUCUCUCUUUUUUUUUUUUUUACUUUCAUCAUAUAUUCUACAUGACAGUAUACCAAAUAAUUAAAAGGCAUUAAAAUAUCACUCAUAAUCCAGGAUAUUUUUCUAUAAAACUUUUUGAAAAUAGUUCUAGUUAUACUGUAUACUCAACUUUAUAUCCUUUUUCACUUAAUGUAUCAGUGGCUUUGUUCUCUUAGUUACACAGUGUAUGUAUUUAAUUUAUAACUGCAUAAUAUUAUAUUUAAUGAACAUUUACUAACUACUGCCCUAAUUAAACAUGAAGGUUAUAUGCUUUUGUUACUAAAACAAAUAACAUUUCAGAGAAUACCUUAGCACUUGCAAGCCUUUUUCAUAUUUCAAAUUAUUUCCUCAGAAUAUUUACCAAGAAUUGGGAUUACAAAAUUAAAUAACUUUUAAUAGCAUUUGCUAUAUAUAUUGCCAAAUUGAAAAUGACCUUGUCAAUAUCAUUGGUAUUCGAUAAGGGUGUUGCUUUCAUCAUACCUUUAUAGAUUUUGUUUUUGCUUCAAUUUGUGCUGAGAAGAUACACAGAACAUAUGAUCCAUCAACGUAUCCUUGAUCCACCCAGCAAGGAUACAAAACGCUGGAAGACUCUGAGCAGAGCAAUGGUGUGUAGUGCCGACCCUAGAGCGUGAAGGGGAAGGACAGGGAGAAUGUCACUACUCAUCUGCUCUAUUUUAUGCCAGACAGCCAAGUGUUCAAGCGUGGGAACCUGCCCUUUGGCUGGCAAAUGGGUUAAGGACUAUCUAGGCUGAUAUAAAAAAGUCUUCUGGGUUAACCAUGCUCCUUUUUAGUAACAGAGUAAUAUGUUUUUACUGGGUCACAAUUUAUCCCUAAAAAUAGAAAAUAAUAGGCCUAGGUAACAAAGCUUUCCUGGAAAUGGACUCUACUUUUCUAACCUAGUAAAAAGGCUCUACCCGAAGGCUUAACAAAAGCUUUCCGUGAGGCUAGGAGUUAAAGAGCGCCCCCUGGUGGUUUUGACGUUACACUUCAUUGCCAGGCCUGACCCUCGGCCUCAACCUCAAAGGCUCCAAGCUGCACAAGCUGAACAGAAAAGCCAGUUUCCUUUUCUUCCCUCCCCAACUUUCUCCCUCCCGAAACCAUCAGACCAGUUUGGCUAUCCUAACACAGCCAGCCUCUCCGGUUUACUGAAGGUGGAAAGAAUGAGUUUGGAAUAGAUGGAAAUGGUGAGCUGUAUUCCUUUUAACAGAUCCAAACUGUUCUACAUGUAAAAAGACUAAAUUUCUUCACUACUGGUGUGUUUCUUGUAUUCUAGGAAAAUUUUUAUUAAGCUCAUUGAUCUUUUAUUUUUAUAUGUUUUCCCCGUGUUGAAAUAUGACUGCUUUUGUAAAUGUGUACUCAUUAAAUAUUAUUU